This is a messenger RNA of Drosophila serrata, 1796 nucleotides long. RefSeq lists its product as uncharacterized. Lineage: Eukaryota; Metazoa; Arthropoda; Insecta; Diptera; Drosophilidae. The record is from RefSeq and is a predicted model, not a curated record.
UAACUUUAAUAAAUCUUUCAUAUUUUAUAAAUUUCCGUUUUAAACUAAUAUUACACCUAUCGCAAGUCCCGUCGUUGGCCCUACUCGAUUUGCUUUAAUCGCGCGCUCUGGUCACACUAUUGCGUCGUCUACAAAACAAAUUGUCAAAUCCAAAAUACUUCCAACCGCGGGAAGAGAUCGAAGAUCUCCCAAAUAUGGAAUCACCGACCUCGAAUUUGGUGGCCAGAGAUUUCCAGGUUACUGGCGUAUCGCGCAGCGGACGCGUCCGGAAAAAGUCAUCGAAGCUGUUGGAUUUUGAGUCGCCGGAGGAGAUCGAGAAGCGUACGCGUCGCCACAGCACCAGCAGGCCAGCAGCCAGGUACACGUCGCGUGGUCGUCCUCCCAACAUACUCCGCGAUGCGGACCUUGACCAGGAGAUGCUACUCUUUGACCACAACGUAUCCGAGAACGAAACUACGCUCGCUCCGGGACCGGCUCCCACCGCUGCUGCAGUUAUUCUCAACUCUGAUGACGAGCUGGACAAUCUAGUGCAGGACCUCGUGGACGGUGUCCAAGCGGAAGCCACCAACAAUGAGUCUCCUUCCGUUCGCCAGAGCCUGUACAUGCGUGAGAAGGCCAGCAAGCGGAAGGUAGUCACAGCCAAGGUGCAGCGCAAGGACAGGGGCAAGCAACGCUACACCGCCUACAGCCUGUGGGCCAGGGAUGUGCGCAAGCGAGAGCUCCAGGAUAUGGACUUUGCCAGCGCCACCAGACGCCUCAGUGAGCUGUGGGCAAACGUGUCGAACCGGGAGAAGAACGGCUGGCGACGGAAAGCCAAGGUGCAGGCGACACGGGCCAGGUCGCGGGAGAAAACCGGACCGAAUAGCAGCAGCACGCCACCCACCAACCAGCAGCCUACGAGCAAUGGGAGCUCGGCCCUAGAGCCGGCCCACAACGAAACUAUCUUCCAGAAUCGAGCCACAACGAGUCGCACACGAAAAUUGGCCGCCGACCGUCAGCAAUCCUCGCUAGAAUCCGCUGCAGCGGUGGCCGCAACGGCGUCUACCUCGCAGAGGCGUAGCAUUAGCACACGGAGUGGUCGAGGAAGCGGUUCUGCUCAGGUGGAAACGGAUGUGGCCAGCAGAAGCAGUAAGACUGCAGCGCAGCAGCUGGAGGCCCCGCCGCAGCCCACCAGCAUCGAUGCAAUUGAUGCAGCGGCUCACCUAAAGCUGCUCGGCGAGAGUCUCACAGUGAUUGGGGAGCGUCUGAAGAAGCAUAAUGGCCAUGUGGCCCUUUCGGGCAGUCUCUCAGUCUUGCUGGACAGCCUGCUUUGCUCGAUGGGGCCGCUUCUCUGUAUGACCACCCAGAUCCCGGGGCUGGAGAACAAGGCGCAGCUAUCGCGGAAUCUUGCCAACACUCUGGACAACAUAGCCUACGUGAUGCCGGGACUGUGAGGUAAUAAACAGGUAAUAAACACUACCUCCAGGCAGCUGUGCUUCCAAGGGGAAGCAAGUUAUAGGUUGAACCCCUUCCACACCCAUCCCCCAUUAAGUAUCCUUAGUUCUAAGCUAUACGUAUCUCGACCUUGAAUAAGUAAACCAAUCUGCAUAAGAACUCCGCCGAUGGUUUAUUUUCUGUCUAAAAGGAAGCUAUUUACAUUUUCAGGAGGAAUCAUAAUAGGAGGAACCUUUUCCUACAUAUAUGGGGAAAGAUUACAUUAGUAAUAAAUAAUAUAAUAGAUCAAGUUAUUUAUUAAUUUUUGUGCAGUUUCCCAGAGAUCUCCAGCUAGAACUUGAAACUAUCAGAAUAUUUUGUAU